Trichosporon asahii var. asahii CBS 2479 is the source of this 867-nucleotide messenger RNA. RefSeq lists its product as uncharacterized. The record is from RefSeq and is a predicted model, not a curated record. Lineage: Eukaryota; Fungi; Basidiomycota; Tremellomycetes; Trichosporonales; Trichosporonaceae. The coding region runs from base 1 to 867 and encodes 288 amino acids. The transcript has 2 exons.
AUGUGGGCCUCCGUUCUCGCUCUCCUCGCUGUCCCGGCCGUCUGUGCCCAGGUCAUCCCCACCGGUCCCAACGGCCCCACCAACCCCGACCACCCCGAGUUCAUCCCCGUCGGCGAGACUGUCAACCAGGGCUCGCUCUCGCGUCUCAUCUCGGUCAACGCCAUCGACGACUUCUGCAUGUACGCUCCCAUGGAGCCUGGACCCGACUCGACCAUCGGUAACCACGAGCACGACCUCGUCGCUUGGUGCACCAAGCCCCGUAACGGCGCUCGACUCAUCCCUGACGGCACGAUCCACGCUGCCCAGUUCAUCCGCACCCCCGCGUACGUCCAGGUCGCCGGCUGGUGGGACGGCACCAAGCUCAACAUCCCCCACGGCGACAACGGUGGUGAGCUCGACCCCCACGGCGCUACGGGCGAGGGCAACCCCGUCGGCGGCAACGUCACGACCAACAUCCAGGGCCGCCAGGGCGACACCUUCUACGAGGAGUGGAUGAUGUUCAUCUCGUACGACCAGUUCUGCGCUCGUAUCUGUACCGCCGAGGUCAAUGGCGUCACUGUCGCCAAGCAGUGCGACCACAUCUACGACCUCAUGGGCUGCCAGUGGGUCAUGGCCAUCGACGACGACGACUACUACAACAUGAACAAGUUCGAGUCGUGCGAGGGCGACAUUGCUGCUGCCCCCGGUGUCUACGGCGCCUCCACCUUCUACCAGGGCCAGCACCCCACUCCCUCCGCCCCGGCCUUCUACCCCAAGAAGUCCAACUGCCACACCUGGGACACGAUCUCGAACGGUGUCGGCGGUGACAUGAAGGUCACUGCUUCGCCUACUCUCUUCCAGAACCAGAAGUGCCCCACUGGCAAGUAA